Molecule: messenger RNA, 3562 nt
Organism: Tachysurus vachellii
Lineage: Eukaryota; Metazoa; Chordata; Actinopteri; Siluriformes; Bagridae
Gene: ppp2r2d
Product: protein phosphatase 2, regulatory subunit B, delta
Exons: 10
Coding region: 214-1557 (447 amino acids)
Biological process (GO): peptidyl-serine dephosphorylation
Cellular component (GO): protein phosphatase type 2A complex; cytosol
Molecular function (GO): protein binding; protein phosphatase regulator activity
Source: RefSeq, a predicted model, not a curated record
CCUAUUAAAUGACGUCACAGCAUCAUGUCGACUGGCGAUGUGCGCCAUCUUGACCAGGAAUAAAAAUCACGGGACUAUUUCUGCUUGCUCCGGUUCUCGCGUCGAACCCAAUCUUCCUACGACUGACCAGCGCUGCGCUUCAGCUGCAGUAUAACGCGCUAGGACUCUGAGUGAGCGAGAGCUCGACGCCAGAUUGUCCGUAGAAACGAAGCAAUGGCAGGGGUCGGCGGAGGGAACGACUUCCAGUGGUGUUUCUCGCAGGUGAAAGGAGCUGUCGAUGAAGACGUGGCUGAAGCGGACAUUAUCUCAACAGUUGAAUUUAACUACUCGGGGGAAUUGCUAGCUACAGGAGAUAAAGGAGGAAGAGUUGUCAUAUUUCAGCGGGAACAAGAGAGUAAAAACCGCCCUCUCUCAAGAGGAGAGUACAACGUGUACAGCACUUUCCAGAGUCAUGAACCUGAAUUUGAUUAUUUGAAAAGCUUAGAAAUUGAGGAGAAAAUCAAUAAAAUUAGAUGGCUACCACAACAGAAUGCUGCUCACUUCCUGCUCUCCACGAACGAUAAAACCAUCAAGCUGUGGAAGAUCAGCGAAAGGGACAAACGAGCAGAAGGCUACAAUCUGAAAGAUGAAGACGGGCGUCUCAGAGAGCCGUUCAGAAUCACAGCACUAAGGGUACCCGUGUUGAUGCCGAUGGACCUAAUGGUGGAGGCGAGCCCACGCAGAAUAUUUGCAAACGCACACACGUAUCACAUCAACUCCAUUUCAGUAAAUAGUGAUCAUGAAACAUACCUUUCUGCAGAUGACCUAAGAAUAAACCUAUGGCACUUAGAAAUCACAGAUAGAAGUUUUAAUAUUGUAGAUAUAAAGCCUGCCAACAUGGAGGAGCUGACGGAGGUGAUCACGGCUGCCGAGUGCCACCCUCACCAGUGCAACGUGUUCGUCUACAGCAGCAGCAAGGGCACCAUUCGCCUUUGUGACAUGCGGGCAGCAGCUCUUUGCGAUAGACAUUGCAAAUUUUUUGAAGAACCUGAAGAUCCAAGCAGCCGGUCGUUCUUCUCAGAAAUCAUCUCCUCUAUAUCUGACGUCAAGUUCAGCCACAGCGGUCGAUACAUGAUGACCCGGGACUAUCUCUCUGUGAAGGUGUGGGACCUAAACAUGGAGAACCGGCCAGUAGAGACCUACCAGGUACAUGAAUACCUACGUAGCAAGCUGUGCUCAUUGUACGAGAACGACUGCAUUUUUGACAAGUUCGAGUGCUGCUGGAACGGAUCAGACAGUGCCAUCAUGACGGGCUCGUACAACAACUUCUUCAGAAUGUUCGAUAGAAACACGCGGCGUGACAUCACACUGGAGGCGUCGCGUGAGAACAGCAAACCGCGGGCCAUACUCAAACCACGCCGAGUGUGCACCGGUGGCAAGAGGAAGAAGGACGAGAUCAGCGUGGACAGCCUGGACUUCAACAAGAAGAUCCUGCACACAGCUUGGCAUCCUAAAGAGAAUGUCAUAGCCGUGGCCGCCACCAACAAUCUGUAUAUAUUUCAGGACAAAAUAAACUAAUGAAUAUGGGGGAAGGGAAAUGAGAGCGUGAGCGAGAAUUGAAUUGAAAUAAAUAUCCCUACCGUAUUUCUCCCCGGCACAGGACGGAGGACGCGCAAAAAAAUAAAAUAAAAAAAAAAAAAAAAUCUUGUACUUUCCAUAGUCUAGUACUUAAAGUCAUUAAGAGAAGCUACAGCCUUGUUGCUCCUCCCAGCGCAAGUUUGACCCACUCGUCCAAUUUACACAGGGAAACUUUAGGAACGCCCUCCCAAACCCUACCUUCCUUAAAACCAGGAGGAGGCCAACACUCGUCUUCAAAACCGCCGAGCAGAAACAACACAACACAGAGGCCAAAAUCGACUUUUCAGCCGUCACAAGCGUGUGAAUUUUUCUUUUUUCUUCUAGUCUGAGCCUUCAUUUGUUCUAGUCAUCAAUCCAAACCAAGAGGAAAGUGCGUAUCCAUUACAGUCCGAACGGCGCACAGGUCUCUGUCGCCCGGAAACCCGCCAGACACAUGACAGUUUUGCUUGUUGAUGUUUGUCAACAUUCCUCCCCCUGGCCUUAAUCACAGGCCUUGGUGUUUUAUCUUUUAAGCACUUAAUACAGGUCUCCCUUUUGGUCAGUGGACAAUUUUCUUUCCUUUUUUUUUUCUUCUUUCUUUUCUUCCUUCCUUCUCUCAGUAACAUCUACUCACUGACUGUCUAUAUAACUGCACCAUCUGGUGGCAAACCACUUAAUAAAAGUAACAAAACUACAAAGAUACAAAGAGAAAGCGUUUUUUACAUUACGAGCAGGUAUGUAUGGGGUUUUUAUGUUCUGUGUUAUGCAUGUUAUGUAGAUUCGGAGCGCCAGUGAGGAAAUGUGAAGUCAUCCUGCUGAUCUCUAGCCAGCUGCUAAAAGGUGACGUCCACCUGCACAUCAGGUUUUCUUCUUUUUUUUUUUUUUUUCCCUCAGCUUUUGCUUUUCAUUCCUUAUAAAUCGUUUGUUUGCCGUUUCAAUAAAAAUUUAUUGGACAGCAAAAAGAAUUUUGUUUGCAGUCGAGAUGAAACGAACCAAUCCUGACUGUAACAAAAUCCUGAUCUCCAGGUGGAAAGACUUCAGUAAGCAGCUGGUUAGAGAGAGAUAUUCAGUAUAGGACUACUUGAAGCUGCAGUUGCACUGUACAACGAAGGACAUUCGGCCAUUUUAAAUGUCAGUAUUGCUGUUUGCUCUCCGAACGUCCGGCUUUGUCAAAUAUGACUCUAAAGGUUUUUUUUGUUUGUUUUUGUUUGUUUUUUUGUUUUUUUUAUUUUCAUUUUAAAGGGACACUGCAGCCUUAAAUCUCUGUAUGACUAUAGAGGAGGAUCCUCAUAAUGAUUCUCCAUAGUAACCAUAAAUAUUAAACGGCAUCAUUAACACCACUCCCCACCUUUUAACCUGAAUAUCCCCCACUUUUCCGUUCCCAACACGUGAAAUCACUCCAUCCUCUUAUAUAUUUGCUGCUACAGUACAUGUGGCUUCAUACCUGGACACUAAUCACACACCUUAUGAGAAUUAAAAGGAUACUGUAUACAGAAUUCGGUCCAUGGAAGCAGAGCUUAGUGCCUCGAAAAAGAAAAAAAAUAGCUUUUUCGCCAGGAAAUAAAACAUUUAGUGGCCCAUGUUCUGAUUUGCUGAUCGUUGUGUUUCUGCACAGAUGCGACGUAAGCAGCAAAAAAAAAAAAAAAAAAAAAAGUAAUAUUUGUUCGUUAACUCUUUACCCAGCUCGUGUCAGGACAUGGGAUUAACUGAGACGAGCGUCACGGUUUGCACGCUGCUGAUUUCUCAUUUCAUAACCCGUGAUGGAACAUCACAAAUACAACUUUGACGGUUCAAGUACAAAGUUAUACAGUUGAUUUGUUUCCAAAUUUCUAGCCACACGCAGGUCAAAGAGCAUCCUGUGUCUGGCCUUGUUCCUUGUUCAAUAAUGAUGCUAACAUUGUGGAAGUGUACACCUGUUUGAUUAUUUUUGACCAAAGUUAAAUAAAUUUUAAUUGUGUUUACCUGA